Messenger RNA from Striga asiatica, 528 nucleotides. NCBI's taxonomy places the organism in Eukaryota, Viridiplantae, Streptophyta, Magnoliopsida, Lamiales, Orobanchaceae. The record is from the annotation of a GenBank genome assembly.
AUGGCGGCAUACCUUGUCAGGCUGAUCGGGUUCCACCCGAUUAGACAAGAUUUACCAUACACUUUGCUGAUCGGGCUUGCCCGAUUAGAUAGGGUCUGUUGUACGCUUCAUCAAACCGGUCGGGCUUGCCUGAUUAGACGAACACGCUGGUCGGGCUUGCUCGAUUGGAUAAGGUCUGAUGUACGCUUUGUCAGACUGAUCGAGCUUGCCCGAUUAGACGAACACGUUUACCUUGUCAGGCUGAUCGGGCUUGCCCGAUUAGGUAAGGUCUGUUACACGCUUCGUCAGACUUAUCGGGCUUGUCCGAUUAGACGAACACGUUUACCUUGUCAGGCUGAUCGGGCUUGCCCGAUUAGACUGAUCGGGCUUACCCGAUUAGACGAACACGUUUACCUUGUCAGGCUAAUCGGGCUUGCCCGAUUAGACAAGGCUGAUCAGGCUUACCUGAUUAGACGAAUGUGUUUACCUUGUCAGACUGAUCGGACUUGUCCGAUUAGACAAGGUCUACUAUACGCUUCGUUAGGCUGA